This is a messenger RNA of Girardinichthys multiradiatus, 1840 nucleotides long. It is a transcript of the gene slc2a11l, whose product is annotated as solute carrier family 2 member 11, like. The coding region runs from base 5 to 1498 and encodes 497 amino acids. Gene Ontology annotation, molecular function: hexose transmembrane transporter activity. Lineage: Eukaryota; Metazoa; Chordata; Actinopteri; Cyprinodontiformes; Goodeidae. The record is from RefSeq and is a predicted model, not a curated record. The transcript is spliced from 12 exons. Gene Ontology annotation, biological process: monosaccharide transmembrane transport. Gene Ontology annotation, cellular component: membrane.
AACCAUGCCGCAACACCUAACUCUCCUCCUAGACUGUCCCGUCCUCAUUGCUGCCAUUUUCAUCUGCAGCAUCGGGGGGACAUUUCAAUAUGGGUUCAGUGUUUCUGUGAUGACAUCCCCCUCUUUUUUCAUAAAGGAGCUGGUGAAUAAAAGUUGUGUACACAGAUAUGACCGAAUCUUAAAGGAGUGGGAGGUCUCUCUUAUCUGGUCCUUCACUGUGUCCAUUUUCUGCAUCGGGGGGUUACUGGGAUCACUGAUGGCAGGUUCCCUCAGUUCAAGAUUUGGCAGAAAGCACUGCCUUCUGUUAAACAAUUUUUUGGCUAUAUUUGGGGCCAUAUUGAUGCUCUUGAGCCGAACAGCCAAUUCUUUUGAGAUGAUAAUGGUGGGAAGAUUUCUUUAUGGCCUCAAUGCAGGGGUUGGUCUUUCAGCUCAAGCGAUGUAUCUCACUGAGUCUGCUCCUAAGCGGCUAAGAGCGAUGGUGGGCGUCACCAUUGCGACCUCUUUAUCUUUUGGGAAGUUCCUUGGUCAGCUGCUGGGGAUCAGAGAGUUGCUUGGCACAGAGAAGAAUUGGCACUGGCUGCUUGGUUUCAAUGGUUUCACUGCAUUAUUCCAGCUCUGCACUCUGCCGUUCCUACCAGAGUCUCCAAGAUACCUGUUGCUGGAAAGAGGGAAUGUCCAGGCCUCUGAGAAUGCUUUUAGGAAAUUAUGGGGCAAAAAUGACUACAACAAGGAAGUUGUGGAGAUGCUGGAAGAGAAAGCAGCGCUGCAGAGCGUCCGAAGCUGCUCGGUGUUGGAGUUAAUUCAGAACCGAACAGUUCGCUGGCAGCUCCUCACCAUUGUUAUCGCCUUCACUGCACUGCAGCUCUGUGGUCUCAAUGCUGUGUAUUUUUACUCUUUUGAAGUAUUUCGAGCUGCAGGGAUCCAAGAACAAAGGUUAGCAUAUGCUGCCUUGGGUACAGGCCUGUGUGAAGUCUCCACCUCCUUAGCCUGUUUCAUGAUAAUUGAGAGCAUCGGCAGAAAGGUCCUGCUGUUCAGAGGCUACAUGGGAAUGGCUGCAGCUCUGGGCCUCCUCUCUGUCACUGUUUACUUUCAGAAAACUGUCUGGUGGAUGCCGUACUGCAGCAUGGUUCUUGUUUUCCUCUUCAUUUCUUUCUUUUCCAGUGGACCAGCUGCGACAACAGUUUCUCUUCCGGGGGAGAUCUUAACUCAGUCGUUUAAAUCAGCUGGAUACACACUUGGAUGCACUGUUAACUGGACCUGCCUGUUUGUACUGGGGACGGUUUUCCCCAUCUUAGUGGGGAAUCUGGGUAAUUUUUGCUUCCUUAUAUUUCUGGCUGUCUGCCUCAUUUGUGGGCUUCAUGUGAAAUUUAACAUGCCGGAGACCAAAGAUCGAACAGCGCUGGAGAUAUCUGUUGAGUUUGAGAGGAUGCAUGCCAAAGAUAAAGCCUCAGAGAAGAAAAAGGCAUCUGAAAUCAAAGUACAAGAGACCAAAUUAUGAUAAAGGAAGAGGUUGGUAAGGCCUAAAACUACAAAAGUGCCAAUAUUUUAGGUUUAUAAAUCUGUGUUUUUUUCCCCCUAAUAGAUUUCAGUAAAAAAAGUAGAUAGAUGAGGGAAAUAUUGGCUAAUGAAAAUCAGACCACAUGUUCAGAGUUAUACAGAGUAUUAUGUUGUACUUUUACACUUAACAGUAAAUGCAUGUAGUGUGAUGACGUUGCAUGAUUUCAGAAUAAAGAAAGAUAUUGUUUAAUUGUACAUAAUAAAUAAUACUUGUCAUUGUGAAUAAAAUACCAGUUUUGUUCCUGCUCAUAAAUUAAUUAAAUUGACAUGUUUUUUAAAUUAA